AAAAAAUCAUUCCAAAAGAAUUAUAUCUUCAGAAACCCUAGCUAGCACCAAAUUUUAUUCUCUAUCUAUCCUCAUACAGUCAUACUCUAUCUCUCCUUCUUCCCUACAGGGUUUUGAUUAGGGUUUGAGAUUCACCGCAGUAGCUUUCUUCUGAACAAGUCAAACAUGGUGGAAGGUAUGUCGAUGACAGACAUUGAAGCUUUUGGAAAUAGACUUGGAAUUGAUAUUAGACAAGUUGAUCUAGAUUCGAUUCAGUUACCACCUGGUGAAGAUUUUGGUAUUCCAAGCGACGAUGAAGAAAAACUCCGCCAGGAAGAUAGUUUAGAGUUUGAAUCAGGAUUUGGUAAUAUAAUGGUUGUUGAUAAUCUUCCAGUAGUUCCUCCUGAGAAAUAUGAUAAGUUGGAAGGCGUUGUUAAAAAGAUUUACAGUCAGAUUGGUGUUAUUAAGGAAGAUGGGUUAUGGAUGCCUGUUAAUCCUGAAACACAGAAAACUCUAGGUUAUUGUCACAUCGAAUAUAAUACUCCUCAGGAAGCUGAGCUUGCCAAGGAGAGGACUCAUGGCUACAAAUUGGACAAAGCCCAUAUAUUUGCAGUCAACUUAUUUGAUGAUUUCGACAAAUUCAUGAAAGUUCCCGAUGAAUGGGCUCCACCUGAAAUUAAGCCAUAUGCACCCGGGGAAAAUCUACAACAAUGGUUGACUGAUGAAAAAGCACGUGAUCAGUUUGUUAUACGUGCACAUCAUGAUACUGAAGUCUUUUGGAACGAUCCCAGGCAAUCCAUGCCCGUUCCAGUUUAUCGCCGUCAAUACUGGACUGAGAGUUUUGUUCAGUGGUCUCCACUUGGGACAUACUUAGCCACUGUUCACCGACAAGGUGCUGCAGUGUGGGGUGGUGCGGCCACCUUUGAUCGCCUUUCACGAUAUGCCCAUCCACAGGUUAAGCUCAUAGAUUUCUCUCCCGGGGAAAAAUAUUUGGUUACAUAUAGCAGUCAUGAACCUAGCAACCCUCGUGAUACGCAUAGGGUUAUCUUGAACAUUUUUGAUGUACGAUCCGGUAAAGUAAUGCGAGAUUUCAAGGGAAGCGCUGAUGAGUUUGCAACUGGUGGAACCGGUGGUGUAUCGGGAGUCUCAUGGCCCGUUUUUAGAUGGGGUGGUGGAACAGACGAUAAGUAUUUUGCCAAACUUGGAAAGAAUGUCAUCUCUGUAUAUGAGACAGAGACUUUCACUCUUAUUGAUAAGAAGUCUUUGAAGGUUGAAAAUGUGCUCGACUUCAGCUGGUCACCUGCUGAUCCCAUCAUUGCUCUCUUUGUUCCUGAACUAGGUGGAGGCAACCAACCCGCUAGAGUGAGUCUUUUUCAAAUUCCCGGUAAAGAGGAACUCAGGCAGAAGAAUCUCUUCAGUGUCAGUGAUUGCAAAAUGUACUGGCAAAGCAAUGGAGAAUACCUUGCAGUUAAGGUUGACAGGUAUACCAAAACCAAGAAAAGUACGUAUACUGGUUUUGAGCUUUUCCGAAUCAAAGAAAGAGACAUUCCUAUUGAGGUUCUCGAGCUGGAGAACAAAAAUGAUAAGAUCAUGGCUUUUGCUUGGGAGCCUAAAGGACAUAGAUUUGCUGUUAUCCAUGGAGAAUCUUCCAGGACAGAUAUUAGCUUUUACUCGAUGCGAACUGCUACAAAUACUGGGCGUGUCUCAAAGCUCACAACGCUAAAAGGAAAGAAUGCAAAUGCGCUAUAUUGGUCACCUUCUGGCCGUUUCAUACUUCUUGCUGGGUUGAAACAUCUCAAUGGACAGUUGGAAUUCUACAAUGUUGAUGAGCUUGAAACCAUGGCCACUGGGGAACAUUUUAUGGCAACAGAAAUCGAAUGGGAUCCCACUGGAAGAUAUGUCGCAACUGCUGUUACUUCCAUUCAUGAAAUGGAAAACGGGUUCAACAUCUGGUCUUUCAAUGGAAAGCUACUGUACAGGCACUCAAGGGAUCAUUUCUAUCAGUUUUUGUGGCGCCCAAGGCCACCAUCUUUGUUGACUGCUGAAAAAGAAGAAGAAAUUGCUAAGAAUCUCAAGAAAUACAGCAAGAAAUAUGAGAUUGAGGACCAAGAUGUCAGUGCUCAAUUGAGCGAGCAGGACAGAGAAAAACGAAGGAAGCUGCAAGAAUCAUGGGAAUCUUGGAUCAUGAAAUGGAAACAAAUUCAUGAAGAGGAGAAGUUAGAGAGGCAGCACUUAAGAGAUGGUGAGGCUAGUGAUGAUGAGGAAGAAUAUGAAGCCAAAGAAGUCGAGGUCGAGGAAAUUUUGGAUGUUAAAGAAGAGAUUAUUCCAUACGAGUUUGACCAAGAGUAGAGUUGAAAUUCUUCUGGAAGUUUCUACGAUUUACACCAGCGUUCAAAGGCCUUCUGGAAGUUUCUACGAUUUACACCAGCGUUCAAAGGCUAAAACAGGAGAGCUCGUUAGGAAUUGCGGGUUGUAGUCGGUGCCCUCGUGUGGGACCACGUUAAAGUGUUGUCUCUAUGUUUUUUCUGGAUAUGAUAUUUCUUUAUCAAACUGAAGAUUUUGUUGGACUAAAUAGAUUUUGUUCAACUUUUGUAUCUGAAAUCUUGCAUUGCUUGAUUUUGAUUUUCAUUACUUAGUUUUGAACCCCCAAUUUUGAGG
Messenger RNA from Papaver somniferum (opium poppy), 2637 nucleotides. Its product is annotated as eukaryotic translation initiation factor 3 subunit B-like. Gene Ontology annotation, molecular function: translation initiation factor binding; RNA binding; translation initiation factor activity. Bases 166 to 2328 code for a protein of 720 amino acids. Gene Ontology annotation, cellular component: eukaryotic translation initiation factor 3 complex. The transcript is spliced from 11 exons. The record is from RefSeq and is a predicted model, not a curated record. NCBI's taxonomy places the organism in Eukaryota, Viridiplantae, Streptophyta, Magnoliopsida, Ranunculales, Papaveraceae. Gene Ontology annotation, biological process: translational initiation.